Parastagonospora nodorum SN15 is the source of this 1230-nucleotide messenger RNA. RefSeq lists its product as hypothetical. The coding region runs from base 1 to 1230 and encodes 409 amino acids. The transcript has 2 exons. NCBI's taxonomy places the organism in Eukaryota, Fungi, Ascomycota, Dothideomycetes, Pleosporales, Phaeosphaeriaceae. The record is from RefSeq and is a predicted model, not a curated record.
AUGGCUUCUAAAGAUACUCUAUCUGGUCCUUCAGGUAAAGAGCUACCUUACUCCAUGGCACCACUGAAUCUAUCCAAGAAUGAGAUGAGGCUAGUAGAACUUCGACGCAAUGACGAAUCCGCUAUACCGACAUGCAUCUUGCGAUCGUACCCAAUUGACGGACCUUUUCCACCAUACGUUGCGCUUUCAUACGCCUGGGGUGAGAAAUUGAACUACAGAGGUAUCGACCUCAACGGGGUUUUAUUUCCCUUGGGCCGAAACGUUUGGACAUUCCUUCAAGAUAUGAGAGAGAGUGGGAGAUACGGUACAUACUGGAUCGACGCCAUUUCGAUUGACCAAAAUAACUAUACGGCUAUGGCCAUUCUGGAAGCUGGAGGCCGUAGUCAAGAGACUUUUCGGACUUCCAAAGUAGACAAAGCAAUGCUUGCUCUAUGUGGAAGACAGUAUUGGACACGAACUUGGAUCGUCCAAGAGAUACUGCUCGCGAAGGAGAUUUUCGUAUACUGCGGCGUAGCAAAAGUGCACUGGACCACGUUCGCAGACUUCUUUGACAUUGAUAAUGUCAUGGUAUCGAACACAUGGGGAGAAUCAUCCCGCAUCUCUCCUGUCAUCGAAUCAGCAGCUGCAGAUAUUGUCAGAGCAAAGAUCGACCGGAACACAAAGGGUUCUCAGCCUCGACCACUAAUGGACUUGAUCAAGUUAUGCCACAAGCAGCAGUCAACAGAUAUUCGGGACAAAAUCUACGCGCUCCACGGUCUCGCCAGUGACACGGAAGACAUGGUCAUCGACUAUGAUGUGCCUGUAGAACAACUCCUUGUCAUCGUUCUGAAGCGUACCCUGGCAUCAAUUCCACCGACCAAUAAUCUCGACAUCGAAAAUGCGAGAAUAGAGAUUCUGCAGACUGAAGAAACACUUCGCGAUGCCCUAGGGAUCUACCAUUAUAUUGAAGAGGUCGACAACAUCAUAUACGCUGAGGAACGACGUAUCACAAGCAAAUGCAAAACGAAGGCAAUUAAAGCUAUACAAGCUGAUGCGCAAGGUUCCCCACACUACUUAUCCUGGAGACACCAGAUACUCGAGGGAGCCCUUUCGAAUAGAUUCUUGGGACCAUCUCCCAGAUCCGUUAAAGAAGGACUUGAUCUAUUCCACAGUCCCACUAAGUCUGUGGAAGCGUGGCAUGGGGCUCGUAAAACUACAGCGCAACGACGAUACAGACAUCUUGACAUGUAA